UGCAGCACCAAAGUCACAACGUGAUUUCACAGACAGCAGCAUCCUGGGGGAACGCCAACUCUAUGAGCUGAUGUUCUCCUCAUCAGAUUCAUGUGGCAAAAGACUUUUAUUUCUUUCAAAUGUUAAUAUUUGGUCAAAGCAGGGAUUAAGUGAUGUUGUGACACUAAGGAGGUUAUGUGCCUUGGAGGGAUUCCCAGGGAGUCCUCCCUCCACAAGAACCCAUCCUAAGGGUAAACUGAGGCUGGGAAGAUUGUCACAAAAGUUCCUCGUUGACCAGCUCAUUGCUUGUGGUCGAAUUAACAUGCCUGAAGGCCACAAGUGCUUUGACUCUGUAGGAAUUAGUUCUUCUCCACUCAAUUGUGGGUGACCUAUACCAGUAUCUGAACUGUAUUUUUGGGAUGGCUCUGUUUAUGUCAUAUCUCUGCAAUGUCUGGGACCUCCAAGUGCUCAUUUUGACCAAGGGCAAUCUGUUCAAUGCAAGGGGCAGUGUAUUUGCUGUGGUGUGUUUGUCCAAUGUGUACAGAAUGGAAACCUGCUGCAUGUUUCAUACAGGUAGCAAGUGAUGGCAAUGGGAUGACAGCUUCUGGGCAUUGCUACUCCGGAUGAGAUGCGAGCUGCCACCAAAGAUACUGGCACUGCACCUCUCAACUGCUUUAUUUGAGCCUCUUGGCCACGGUAGUUAGCUUGGGGUGAGGUGAGGCUUAAAGAGCCGUGUGGUUCCUGGUUCUCAGGUGACAGUGUUUGCAGGUUGUUUGAUGUGGCCUCCAGCCUGGCCCACAACUUCCUGGUGUUGCAGCCGUGGUGACGGACAGUUGCUCAGGGGACUGAUGAGGAGGGACAGCAGAACAUAAAGGCAGCUGGUCAGAAGGGCGUAGGCUCAGUGGGAGACCUGCUGGAGCUCUCCUCUGUGCUCUCUGUUGGUCUGUCUGCCUCUCUGGUCAGUGAGGCUUCCCUGACCCAUGGGGAAUGAGCUCCCGUGGCUUAGCUCUGGCUCAUCCAGCCAAGAACGUGGUGGUGUAUCGCAACGGUGACCCCUUCUUCCCCGGGAGGAAGCUGCUUGUGAACCGGCGGCAGUUCCUGACCUUUGAGGCAUUUCUGAAUGAGGUGACCAAGAGCAUUCGUGCACCCUUGGCUGUGAGGAAUCUCUACACACCCAGGCAUGGCCAUCGCGUCGCUGAGCUGGACGACCUGCAGGAUGGGUGCCAGUAUGUGGCUGCGGGCUUUGAAAAGUUCAAAAGGCUCGACUAUUUAAAUUAUGGAAGGAAGGAGCUCCAUGGGACAAGCAACAGCAGCGGUGUGCAGACCUGCACCGUAGCUCCCUGGAAGUCAAACGCUGCAGUGCGAUGGCAGAAGCCCACCCACCUCACAAUACAUGUUUUUCGGAAUGGGGAUUUGUUGAGCCCUCCUUUCCAACUGAUGAUCUCCAAGAGCACUCUAUUGCAGUGGGACGCACUCCUGGCUAUGCUGACAGAGAAAGUUGAUCUGUGCAGCGGAGCUGUUAGCAGGCUGGAUGGCACGCAGGUGUCCAGCGGGGAGGAACUGGUGAAUGGCAACUACUAUGUGGCAGUGGGAACAGAGGAGUACAAAAAGCUGCCUUACUUGGAGCUGCUGGUGCCCCAGGACUCUGCAUGCAGGACACUCUGCACAAAAAGGCAUGGACUAAGGGCAAAUCACAAAACGCUGUCUCAGGGAAAAGGGACAACAAUGGUUCUGAAGAUGAAAAGCACUGAAUGAUGUUUUCCUUGGCAGUAAAACUACUCUGAAGAGUUAAAGGACUGUGAUGAGAGGACAGUUAGGUAAACUGCUCUCUGCACUGCUGCAGGUAACAAGAGGCGAGUAUGAGGUCAGUGUAACACCACAGACUGGAGAAAGUUUCUGACGUAUUAACAAACUUUUCUGAAAUCAAGCACCCUAAUUAUCCGGGCCCAAGAAAGAGACUACCAGUGAACAAUGAACCAGAUGUACAGUUUUGUUAAAUGCCAAAAACCUGAAGAACUUUCCUCAUCUCUGUGGCGUGAUGAUGUGGUAGAGAAGAUGUCUGCUUUUCUGAACUUUAAUUCAAAAAGCAGUUUGUAUCCAGACUCAGGAAGGAAGAAUUAUAAUAUAAUAUACUCCUUUACAACAAAAUGUCUGCCAGAAAGUUUGUUCUGCGUUAGAUACUUCGAAGAAAAUUCAUAGCAUCAUUGUCCCUCUGCUUUAGAAUGCUUAGGUAAUGUUUAUAGCAAUGAAACCUGCUCUCAAAAAUACAGUUUUGUUCCCUGAUUUAGGAAAAGACAUAAUAAUAAUUAACUGUUGUAUUAUCCUUGUUUGCACAAGGCUUAUUGUAUUUCCCUCCCCAGUGUUGCUGAUUAAUUACAAACGUAACAAAGAUCUUUCUUUCUGUGA
Messenger RNA from Numida meleagris (helmeted guineafowl), 2385 nucleotides. It is a transcript of the gene DCDC2B, whose product is annotated as doublecortin domain containing 2B. The transcript has 6 exons. Gene Ontology annotation, cellular component: microtubule; microtubule organizing center. Lineage: Eukaryota; Metazoa; Chordata; Aves; Galliformes; Numididae. Bases 967 to 1734 code for a protein of 255 amino acids. The record is from RefSeq and is a predicted model, not a curated record. Gene Ontology annotation, biological process: intracellular signal transduction.